AGGAGACCGAGGGAGGUGAACCCAGACGAAAUCAUCUGCAAUCUUCUAUACCUUCCCUCGCAGGUCUUCGAAUCCGAGAAAAACCCCAUAUUCUCUCCCUCCCUCUCUCUCCCUCUCUCUCUCUCUCUCUUCCCGUCACCAAAAAAAGAUUCUGUUGAAUCACUAGGUCAAUGCAAUGGAUAUGUCAGAUGCUGUAAUUGUGAAGUCAACCAGAUUAAAAUCUGUUGUCUGGAAUGACUUUGAUAGGAUUAAGAAAGGCGAUACAUGUAUUGCUGUUUGUAGACAUUGUAAAAAGAAACUCAGUGGGUCAAGUACUAGUGGGACAUCACAUUUGAGGAAUCAUUUGAUAAGGUGUCAGAGAAGAGCCAACUUACCUCCUCUUUAUACAACAAGAGAAAAGAAAAAGGAUGGAGCUCUUACUAUUGCAAGUUUCGAUCAAGAACAGCAGAAGGAUGAAGCUAUUAACCUCGUGAAUAUUAGGUUUGAGCAAGAGCAAACAAAAGAUGACAUCGGUAACUAUGGGAGUAGUAACUUUAAUCAAACAAGAAGUAGAUUUGAUCUUGCUCGAAUGAUAGUUUUACAUGGUUAUCCAUUGGCUAUGGUUGAGCAGGUUGGAUUCAGAGUAUUUGUCAAAAAUCUACAGCCAUUCUUUGAGCUUGUGUCUUCUGAAGUAGUGGAGGCUGAUUGUCUGGAGAUCUAUGCCAAAGAGAAGCAGAAGGUGAGUGAAGUCUUGGAUAAGUUGCCUGGUAAAAUCAGCCUUGCUGCUGAUAUGUGGGCUUCCUUGGAUGGUUCUGAGUUUUUGUGUUUGACUGCACACUACAUUGAUGAAUCUUGGCAGUUGAAUAAGAAGAUUUUGAGUUUCAUCAUGGUUGACUCUUCUCAUACAGAAGACAUGCUUUCAGAGACUAUCAUAAGAUCUCUUAUGGAUUGGGAUAUCGAUCGGAAGUUGUUCUCCAUGACAUUUGAUAGCUUUUCCACCAAUGACAAUAUAGCCUUGAAAGUCAGAGACAGGCAGUGCCAAAAUAAGUUCCUUUAUUGCAAUGGCCAAUUAUUUGAUGUACGCUGUGCAGUAAAUGUUAUCAAUAUGAUGGUUCAGGAUUCUCUUGAAGCUCUAGGUGAGAUGACAUCUAAGCUUCGAGGAAGUGUACGGUAUGUCAGAAGUUCGCAAGUAAUUCAAUCAAAAUUUGAUGAGUUAGCUCGUGAAGUUGGAAUCCAGGGUGAGAGGUGCAUAUGUCUAGACAAUCCAUUACAAUGGAACUCCACAUAUGCUAUGGUUGAAAUUGUGUUGGAGCACCGAGCUGUAUUUGCUAUGUUGCAAGAGAAUGACCCUGUCUACACAAUGUGCCCAUCUGAUACUGAAUGGGAUAGAGCCACUGUCAUCACGAGCUAUUUGAAGCACUUUCUUGAGGUUACUAAUGCUUUUACAAGAUUCAAGUCUCCAACUGCAAAUCUUUAUUUUCAUGAGCUCUGUGGUGUAUACGUGCACUUGAAUGAGUGGUGCAAGAAUCCAGAUGAUUAUAUAAGUUCUUUAGCCUUUAAGAUGAGGAGCAAAUUUGAAGAAUAUUGGCAGAGAUGCAGCUUGGGAUUAGCAGUUGCGGCUGUAUUAGAUCCACAGUUUAAGAUGAAAUUGGUUGAGUAUUAUUAUGCGCAAAUUUUUGGAACUGGUGCCCCGGCUCGGAUUGCUGAUGUUUAUGAGUGCGUCAAACAGCUCUAUGACGAACAUUCCAUCAGCUUAGCUUCCUUGGAUCAAGGGUUGGCUUGGCAAGUAGGUGGUGGUUCUCGCUUGCCCAGUUUUGGAAGGGACUCAAGGGAUAGGCUGACUGGCUUUGAUACUUACCUGCAGGAAACUACUCAAAGUGAUGGCUCGAAGUCAGAUUUGGACAAGUACUUGGAGGAACCUCAUUUUCCUCGUAAUGCCCCUGGAUUUAACGUGUUAAAUUGGUGGAAAGUUCACACUCCUAGAUAUCCUAUUUUAUCUAUGGUGGCGCGCAACGUGUUGGGAAUGCCUAUGUCGAAAGCUUCAUUGGAUUCAGCAUUCAACACCAGUGGAAGAGUGCUUGAUCGUGAUUGGGGUUCACAGAAACCUGCUACUAUCCAAGCAUUGAUGUGCGCACAAGACUGGAUACGAAGUGAACUGGAAAGCUAAUUUAGUUCAGUUUUAGUUCUUUGUUUAUUUCGAUUGUAGAUCAUAUUAUUUAUCUUCUUUAAUUUCCAGAUACUCCCGAUGCAGGUGAAAAUUCUGAAGCCAAUUUUAUUGUCUUCAUUGCAUUUUUGAUUGUAUUGUGAGAAUGUAGUAGGAUAUGUAACAUGGCGAUGAAGUGUUGCCAAGUUUUGGCCCAAUGGCUAAAGGAGAAGUAGAAGCUGGUGAUUCAAAGUUGGUAAUUGUAUGCUAAUUUCUUUUCCGGGUUUGAUCUUAUUGUACAGA
Molecule: messenger RNA, 2425 nt
Organism: Argentina anserina (silverweed cinquefoil)
Lineage: Eukaryota; Viridiplantae; Streptophyta; Magnoliopsida; Rosales; Rosaceae
Product: zinc finger BED domain-containing protein RICESLEEPER 1-like
Exons: 2
Coding region: 176-2146 (656 amino acids)
Molecular function (GO): DNA binding; protein dimerization activity
Source: RefSeq, a predicted model, not a curated record